GGACACGUAAGCAAGCCCCGCCCUAGGUGAGAGCCCGUGCACAGUCAGCAGGGAAACCCCGCAGCAUGGCUGUGUGUCAGUUUCGGUGGGACCCGCGUUCGAUGCCGGUGAGGAGGGGGAUGGGCGCCAUCACAGCCUGUAUCACAUAUAGCAGCAAAUACCCAUUAUAAACAGGGACUGUAAAUAUACAACACACGCAAAUAAAUGGAUUAUUUCAUCUGGGAUCUAUCAUAGACACUCAAUGGAUGCAGUGCACCUGAAAAGAACGGGGAAUUUAACUCUACUCGUGUGCAUGGGAGACACAGAGAAGUUUGUUUCCUACCCCUGGAGAGAGAGCUACUUUUAAGGGCAAAGGAUACAGGAGACUCCGAGGCCGGUGCUCGGGCCUACUGGUCUCCUCACAGUUUAUGUUUGGAUACUAACAUACCGAGGACUUCUGGCCAGACUUGGAUUUAUCACGUUUGUACAACUUUGGAAUGCCUCUUUAGAUCCCCCAUGACCGUGAGCCGUGGUCUACGGCUCGGAGGCGCCCCACCUCUGGAGUGCUGUGUUCCUGCAGCUGGGACCCUGUGAUUCCUCCUCGUGCGCCGCCUCCUCCCCCGUCCCAUCCUGUCCCCUCCCUCCUCCCCCUCCUCCCCCUCCUCCCCCUCUUCCCCCCCCUCCCACGCGUCGCUGUGCUGGACGUCAUGAGCAUAGUAAUCGCGCUGGGAGUCACCACACCUGAAACGUCUUACUCAGAUAUGGCUGCUGGAUCAGACCCUGAGUCAGUUGAAGCGAGUCCUGCAGUGAAUGAGAAAAACUACAACAGCCACAGCUGUGGGAGUGCCCAGGGUCAUGGGUAUCGGGGACUGCCUUAUGCUGAUCACAACUAUGGCGCGCCCCCUCCCCCCACCCCACCCGCCUCCCCGCUCUCCCAAACCAUCAUUACCCACAUGGAUCUCAACGGCGUGGUGCGCAGCUCGCGCUACCACCAAGCCACAGAAGACAACUCCGCCGACAGCGACAGCUCCUCCGAGGAGGACGGAGCUGUGGCCGCCUGGUGUCACUGCAGCCUGACGCCCAACGGCCUGCUCAUCAAGUGCGAGAACUGCAGGGGCCUGGACCGGCGGAAAGGAGCAGACGGCCAGCAUAGGAAGCCAGAGAAUGUCUCAGCCGGAGAAAGCAGCGCGACCGAGAGCGGAGACGAAGAGGUGUCGCCGUCCACCAUCUCCUACACCGCCACCCAGCACACCCCCACCAGCAUCAAGCUCACCGUCAACCGGGUGAAGAGGAACAAGUCCAAAAAGAGGAAGAAGAGCACAGAGAAGGCCCGCGGAACGCCCAAGGGCAAGAAAGUGAAGGCUUUCAGAGAAGGUUCCAGGAAGUCCAUGAGGAUGAAGAACUCCACCACGGAGGCCAGCGUGCUGGACGAGAACACGGUGGAGGGCUGGGAGAGCCGGAUCCGCCAGUGGACCGACCAGUACGAGGAGGCGCCGGCCAACCAGUACAGCGCCGACGUCCAGACGCUGCUGCAGCUCCACCGCGCCGGCGGCUCCGUCAAGGCCGAGGGCGGGAGCGGCGACCCCUCCGCCGCGCAGGUCCCGGCCUCGGCCGAUACCAUGGACACCAUCAACCGCACCGAGCUGGCCUGCAACAACACGGUGCUGGGCUCGCAGAUGCAGCUUCAGCUGGGCAGAGUAACACGGGUGCAGAAACAUCGGAAAAUCCUCAGAGCGGCGAAGACCCUGGAGCCAGACACGCUCAUCAUCGAAUACCGGGGCAAAGUCAUGCUCAAGCAGCAGUUCGAAGUCAACGGGCACUUCUUCAAAAAACCUUACCCUUUUGUGCUCUUCUACUCCAAAUUUAAUGACGUGGAGAUGUGUGUGGAUGCGCGGACCUUCGGGAACGACGCUCGCUUCAUCAGGAGGUCCUGCACGCCCAACGCCGAGGUGCGGCACAUGAUCGCAGAGGGCAUGAUCCACCUGUGCAUCUACGCCAUCGCUCAGAUCACCAAGGAUGCUGAAGUCACCAUUGGAUUUGACUACGAGUUCAAUAGCUGUAACUACAAAGUGGACUGUGCCUGCCACAAGGGGAACCAGAACUGCCCCGUGCAGAAGCAUAACCUCAGCCCCAGGGAGAGCCCGCUGAGCCCGCCCUCCCUGGUGCCCCCCUCCCCUCUGAUUGGUGCUGAGACCCGGCGGAGGAAAGCCCGGAGGAGAGAGCUGGAGGGGAGCGUGGGCGGAGACAGCAGCCAGAGCCUGGACCAGCAGCCAGAGGCCAAAGACCAGCAGGGGACCAGUGACACGGAGGAGACGCUGCUGGAUGAAGUGAAGGUGGAGGACGUGGAGGAAGGAGAGGUGGAUGAAAACGGAGUCGUUCUCUCCAGUAAAAGAACUUUCAGCAGCCUGGAGAGGCGGAGGAGGAGAGUAGGAGGAGCAGAGGUGAAGGACGAAGGUGUAGAGGUUGAGGAUGGGGCAGGAAACCCCAGAGGAAGCACCGCCUUGCCCCUCACCACCGGAGUGGGGGUCAGUACGCGGCGGACCACCUACGUCACGGAAGCCACGGCCAGUGAGGAGAAGCCCUCAGUCCCCAGCCUCCCCGCCCCGCCGCCCCCCCCGAAACCCGCCAGGCCCACCAAGCCCCGGCCCAAAAGCCGCAUGUCCCGCUACCGGUCCAGCUCCUCCCAGCGUGCUCGGCGGCAGCGCCAGGCCCUGGCCCAGCAGGCGGCGGCGGCAGCGGCCGCGGCGGCCGCGGCCCUGGCGGCAGCUCCGACGCUCGGCGAUCAGGGCGUGGCACAGGAGGAGGAGGGCUCCCAGGGCCCGUACGGUGCCGAACACGGCCACGGCGAGAGCGGACUGGGAGGACAUCUGCUGGACGGAGACGGUCAGGGUCUGAACUGCAUCAGCAAGGGCGGCCUGCGCUACCCCAAGACCAAAAAGUACCUGGUGACGGAGUGGCUGAACGACAAGAUCCCCGGAGGGGACAAGGUCUACCAAGAGGCGCCCGUGGAGCGGACCCUCAGGAUCACCACGGACCCCACGGUGCUGGCCACCACCCUCAACAUGCUGCCCGGCCUGUCCCACUCCUCGCUCAUCUGCACCGCGCCCCGACACUACGUCCGCUUCGGCUCGCCCUUCAACCCGGAGCGGCGCCGGCCCCGCCCACUGCAGAUGGACGGCACUUACGGCUGCUACAAGAAGAGGUGGAUCAAACAGGUGGAGGAUGAGAGCUGCUCGGCCAGCGUGGAGGACAGUACCGAGUCCACGUCCUCUCAGCAGAGCACCAGCAGCAGAUCCACCCCCAGCCUGCUGCCCAGUGAACUCGCAGCACCGUACAAGAAGCGGCGCUCCAAGUAUCAGGCAGAGACGACCCCGGCGUCGUCGGACCACCUGCUUCGCCCGCUGUCGCCCAUCACGCCCCCGCUCCCGGAGGACUCGCUCCACCCGCUGCUCCACACCGCCUGCGGCUCCCUGCUGCCCAACGGCCUGACCUACUCCCCCAUGCCGUCGCUGCCCGCCAGCCGCUGCAACACGCCGCUGCAGUUUGAGAACAUCUCCUCCCCGGAAGCGUCCCCGGUUCACCGAGCCGAGUCCAUCUCUCCAGAGCCGUGCGCUCAGAGCGACGUGGACUGCUCUCGGCCUCAGUUCCCGGACCUGUCGCUGCCCUCCAGCCUGGAGAGUCCUCUGGCCGUCGCCUCGGAUGACUUCUCUUUCCCCGGCGCUGCUUCGGGCCAAGAUUCCCAAGGCCCUUCAUCCAUAGGGACCAAUCCUGUAAACCCUUGUUCGGACCUCAACCCCCCCAGCAGGGAGCAGGCCUUCAGGACAGAGUUCAACCUCAUUUACACCUGCUCGCCCCUCAAUGCGAACCUGGGGAACGCCGUGGCGGCCGACCGGCGCGCGUCGCAGUCGGAAGGGGGCUACUCCCCCGCCGAGUCCUUCCACAGCUCGGUCAGCGGCCAGGGGCUGCUGGGAGACGCGGGCCCCGGCUCCAUGUCGCCAUACGGGGAGCCUCAUUACGGAGGGGGCUACCCAGACAGCGGCACGCCUCCGCACACCAGCAACCCACCACAGAAGAAGAAGAGGGCCAACCAGCAUACCAUUAGUCUGCUGACAGGAAAGCCAGAUUACCAGGCUAUAGCUGUAAGAAGCGAAUACAAGCCAGUACAAAAUAUGGUGUCUCUGCUGGAGUACCGGAAGAGGAAGCAGAGCAGCAGCCGGGACCCGGAGCCGGCCGGCGGCGGCGCGUCCACCCAGUCCGGCUGCGGCUACAGCAAGGACUCCCCCCACCCCCACCCCCACCCCCACCCUCACAUGCAGCCCCCCGCCUCCCCGCACGGCUCCUUCUCCUCCUCCACGCCGCACAGCGCCUCCGCCCCGCAGAUGGAGGAGGUCAGCCCUCCGGAGCAGGCGGCCCCGCCCCCCCAGUCCAGGCACCAGGACAGCAACAACCAGUGGAUGGUUCCCACCACUGUGGAGCGCCUGAGGGAGGGCCAGGGCGUCCUGGAGCGGGUCCUGAGGAGCAUCAAGAUGGAGCGCAUGUACCAGAGGGGCGACGGCUCCACCGACAAGGACCCAGACGCAGACCGCCUCGACAUGGCUUCUCCCAUGAAGAGUCCUCACAGCUACAGCCCCUCGCUGUACCCCCACCAGUCCUCAGAAGGCCCCCGGCAGACCGACAGCCCGUCGUUCCUGCAGCAGGCCUCCACCUCUCCAUUCCGGGGUUCCUACAGUCCCUCCUCGGGCCACGCCUACUACCCCCGCCUGUCCUCCCACCCGGGCCUGGCCCAGGACCACCCCCACUCCGCCUACCCCAGCCCCACCCCGUCGGCGUCCUCAGACUCCCGGCCGGCGGGGGGCGCUUCACACCAGCAGAGCGGCGGCGGCGCCGUGGACGGAGGCCCCGCCCACUGCGGCAGCCACUUGAAAGCGGGCCUUUUGAACAGCGUUCCGGCGGGGGCCCCGCCCCCGGCCCCCAGGGCGCCCGGGCAGACUAAGACGGAGCCGGGUCUCCAGGGGCCCCGGGCGGGGAGGGGGGGCAGCCCGGGGCAGGCGGUGCUGCAGGCCGGCCCCCGGCUCGCCGCCUCACACUACCCCCAGAGGGGGGCGGGGCUGGGCCAGUUCCAGCACCCCCCCCUGCAGGGGCCCGGGGUCAGGACACAGUCAGGAAGCUUCUAGGACCUGUCCUCCUCCGAGGAGGGGGGGGGACUCGUGUACAGAACCAGGAGAAGAAAGGACUUCUUCACUCAAGGCUUUUUCUUUCUUUAUGUUCUGAAGAAACCAGUAGAGGGCGCUCCGCUCAGCCCAGACCACUGACUGACACCCCAACCAGUCCAGACGGGCAGGACGCUCCUGUCAGCUCCCACCACACACACACACACACACACACACACACACACACACACGUUCAAACUGUGAAUGUGACAGAAAGUGGGUUUUUUGGUUUCUCCUCAAGCAGCACUCGACCUUGACCUUGGGUUUGGGUGUGUGUGUCGGAGUGCUGUAGUGCAGUUUGGUGUGUGUGUGUGUGUGUGUGUGUGUGUGUGUGUGUGUGUGUGUGUGUGUGUGUGUGUGUGUGUGUGUGUGUGUGUGUGUGUGUGUGUGUGUGUGUGUGUGUGUGUGUGUGUGGGUGGGUUAGUGUCCUGAGAUCCCCAGCCUCACGUCUCCUCCAGCUUCUCUUCCACUUGUUGUCUCAUCAGGACAACUCCACUGUCUGAUGAUUCAUGGUGCUGCCUCUUCCUCCUCCUCCUCCUCCUCUUCCUCCUCCUCUUACUCCUCUUCCUCUUCCUCCUCCUCCUCCCCCUCCUCCUCCUCUUCCUCCUCUUCCUCUUCCUCCUCUUCCUCUUCCUCCUCCU
Molecule: messenger RNA, 5830 nt
Organism: Salarias fasciatus (jewelled blenny)
Lineage: Eukaryota; Metazoa; Chordata; Actinopteri; Blenniiformes; Blenniidae
Gene: setd5
Product: SET domain containing 5
Biological process (GO): regulation of DNA-templated transcription
Cellular component (GO): Rpd3L-Expanded complex; Set3 complex
Source: RefSeq, a predicted model, not a curated record